AUGGAGAAUAACUCAGCGAGUGAAAAAGGAUCGACACUUCGAAAGACGCAAUACUUCUGUCUUUUGUGCACUUAUGAAACGGACAGAAAAAAUAAUAUGAAACGUCACUUUUCAUCAAUGCACAAGCACAGUUCGAAGAUUCUAGAAUGUUGUGGAGAACAUUUUUUAAAUAAAGCUACUUUGCGUUCCCACACGAAAACCUUACAUAAAGAAGGUUAUAGUUGUAACCUGUGUAUACGACGCUUUUGCCGAAGAGCUCUAGUGAGACGUCAUAUGAGUGCCCACAACGGGUUAAAGGAAUUUUUGUGUGAACUUUGUACUUACGCUACUAGUCACAAAAGCAACUUAGAGAAACACCAAUUUCGUAUCCACGGAAUUCCAGAGAAGAAACAUCGAAAAAGGAAUUCGGUGUCCAAACAAUCGGGAAAGUCUUCACCAUCGUCUCUGGGAUUGACUUCCAGAGAAGAGAAAGAUAAAUCGUUGAAAAUAUCCAAUAAUCAAUACAUUGUAUAUACACCCGAAUUACCAGAGUCUAUUCUUGAAGAACCAUCAAUUACAAUGGCAGAAGAUAUUAACAGAAGGGAAACUAAAGGAACAGACGGAAUUUCUCUAACAAAGGAAAACAUUCGAUUGUGCUGCUUUCCUUACAAAUGUUUUGAAUGCAACAUCGUUUUUAAAAAACAGUCAGACUACAUAUUUCACUGUGACCAGAUGCACCCACCACGAGACCCCCUCGAGAUUACACUCAUUCAUGCAGCUUUAAGACAUCGUCACCAGGCUCAAGAUAAACCUCUGAACUUGGUUAUUCAUCCUCCACGGGAUCCAUUUUAA
Limulus polyphemus (Atlantic horseshoe crab) is the source of this 831-nucleotide messenger RNA. Its product is annotated as zinc finger protein 845-like. Bases 1 to 831 code for a protein of 276 amino acids. The record is from RefSeq and is a predicted model, not a curated record. NCBI's taxonomy places the organism in Eukaryota, Metazoa, Arthropoda, Merostomata, Xiphosura, Limulidae. Gene Ontology annotation, molecular function: DNA-binding transcription factor activity; RNA polymerase II cis-regulatory region sequence-specific DNA binding. Gene Ontology annotation, biological process: regulation of transcription by RNA polymerase II. The transcript has a single exon.